AUGGGCCUCGCCAGAACUACUGUUGCCAUCGGCCUGCUUUCGGCAACCGCUUUUACGCUUACGGGAGGAAAGAUCAUGCCUCCCAAUGUUCUAGAUUGUUGUCUCAGGUUGGAUAGAGGACAUCCUGGACAACUGGUUUGGCCGUCUAGUAGCUCCUAUGCCGGCCUGGGCCAGCGUUGGUCAGAGGCAGCCCAGCUCGGACCUUCUUGCAUCUUCCAACCUAUAUCGGUGGACGAUGUAUCUACAGCUCUUCGGACAUUCAUGAUUGGCGAUUGCGCUUUUGCGGUCAAAUCCGGAGGCGGCGCCCCCAACGCCGGCGACAACGACAUUGAUAAUGGCAUCACCGUUGACCUUGGGGCUUUGAACGACGUCACUGUCGCAUCGAAUGGCCAAGUCGUUCAGACAGGAUCCGCGACCAUCUAUUACCAGAUCUUGAAGGCACUCGACCACACCGACAUUAAAAUUCCUGGUGCUUGCUGCAACUGGGUUGCCACCAGCGGUCUGGCGCUUACCGGCGGGAUCUCUAUGUUCUCCUCCCGUGCUGGAUUUGUCGCCGACAGCAUGGUCAACUUUGAGGUAGUAUUAGGCACAGGCGAAAUCAUCAACGCCAACGGCACACACAACUCCGAUCUUUUCGUCGCUCUGAAGGGCGGCGGCAGCAACUUCGGUCUCGUGACCCGGUUUGAUUUCGCCGCCCUUCCCAAAAGUCCGAUAUGGGGCGGUCAGAUCGUCUACCCUUUCGAGGCGACGAAUGCUGUAUUGGAGGCCUUGAGUGGGUUCGUCGAGGCCAAUGCUAAAGAUCCAGCAUCUGGAAUGAGGCUGGAGAUUAGCAUGAACAGCACGACGCGUGACGCCAAAAUCACCAGCUAUGUUUGGAAUACUAUGGGUUUACAGGCGCCCCUCGCCCUGCUACCCUUCACGCGAAUCCAGCCACAGCUGGCCAGCAAUCUUUAUCGAUCAUCUCUCUUGGACUGGAUUUCGCAUAGCUCGCCGGAGCAAUCGGCGCAUCCGGUUCGUCGGUCAAUGUUCGCCACAGUUACUGUCAUCAAAAGUCGGAGAGUCGUAAAGGCUAUCCAUGAUUGGACCAAAAGUCUAUUCGACCGCUACUCCCACCUCUCGGAUGUGAAAUGGCUGUGGAGUUUCGACCCUUUGCCUCGCUUCUAUCUGCAAAAUCAUGGACAAAAUGCUAUGGGUCUGAACAACACUCGCGAUGAUCUCAUCGUCAUCCUACUCAGUCCGACCUGGCUGUCUGCAGCCUACGAUGAGCUUAUUCACACAGCUUUGGAAAGCUGGGUGAGCGGCAUCAACAGAAUUGCUCAGUCGACUGAUCUCAGCCAUCCCUUUUUGCACAUGGGCUACGCCGCCCCGUUUCAAGACCCCCUACUAGCUAUGGGGCGAGUAGUCUAA
This is a messenger RNA of Zasmidium cellare ATCC 36951, 1407 nucleotides long. RefSeq lists its product as uncharacterized. The record is from RefSeq and is a predicted model, not a curated record. The transcript is spliced from 5 exons. Gene Ontology annotation, molecular function: FAD binding. The coding region runs from base 1 to 1407 and encodes 468 amino acids. NCBI's taxonomy places the organism in Eukaryota, Fungi, Ascomycota, Dothideomycetes, Mycosphaerellales, Mycosphaerellaceae.